Messenger RNA from Knipowitschia caucasica, 507 nucleotides. Lineage: Eukaryota; Metazoa; Chordata; Actinopteri; Gobiiformes; Gobiidae. The record is from the annotation of a GenBank genome assembly.
AUGAAGGAGGCCACGAGGAGAGCUGGAACCUUUCCUUCAUGGUCCUCGCCACAGAGCUCCCUGGUCCGAACAGGAAGAGACGGACUUAAAAUAAGGAUCAGGAGCAGCUGCAGGGGUCUAAGGUCAGACCCAGAGGAGACUGGGGUCUCAGGUCAGACCCAGAAGAGACUGGGGUCUCAGGUCAGACCCAGAGGAGACUGGGGUCUCAGUUCAGACCCAGAGGAGACUGGGGUCUCAGGUCAGACCCAGAGGAGACUGGGGUCUCAGGUCAGACCCAGAGGAGACUGGGGUCUCAGGUCAGACCCAGAGGAGACUGGGGUCUCAGGUCAGACCCAGAAGAGACUGGGGUCUCAGGUCAGACCCAGAGGAGACUGGGGUCUCAGGUCAGACCCAGAAGAGACUGGGGUCUCAGGUCAGACCCAGAGGAGACUGGGGUCUCAGGUCAGACCCAGAGGAGACUGGGGUCUCAGGUCAGACCCAGAGGAGACUGGGGUCUCAGGUCUCUAA